Messenger RNA from Polypterus senegalus (gray bichir), 1199 nucleotides. RefSeq names its product adhesion G protein-coupled receptor E1-like. Bases 3 to 1130 code for a protein of 375 amino acids. The transcript is spliced from 9 exons. NCBI's taxonomy places the organism in Eukaryota, Metazoa, Chordata, Cladistia, Polypteriformes, Polypteridae. Gene Ontology annotation, molecular function: protein binding; calcium ion binding. The record is from RefSeq and is a predicted model, not a curated record.
ACAUGUCACUUGAUGACAUGUACACUCAGCUGGGUAUGUUGGUGGAAAACAUUGAUGAAGUCAUUCAUGUAGAUGUUGAAGAUGUGAAUGAAUGUUCACACACUGAACUGAAAGGAUGUUCUUUAAAUGCAUAUUGCUCCAACACAGUGGGCUCCUAUGACUGUGAAUGUAUUCAUGGGUACACUGAAACAGAGCAGGGUAAAAAAGGAGCAAAUUGCAUAGAUGCUGAUGAAUGUAAAACUGGUAAAAAUGACUGCAGUCCACAUGCUGAUUGCGAGAAUAUGAUUGGUGGAUACAACUGCAUGUGUAAAAAGGGUUUCAAUGACACAGACCCAGGCUAUCCAGGAAGAAACUGCACAGAUAUAAAUGAAUGUAAAACUGGCAAACACAGUUGUUGUCCUAAUGCGAUCUGUGAGAACACUGAAGGUGGAUACAAUUGUUUUUGUAUGCAUGGAUACAAAGACAUUGACUCCAGUAACACAGGAAUGAAAUGUGAAGACAUAAACGAAUGUGAGAGUAUGAACCACACUUGUAGCCCUUUUGCAGUCUGUAAUAACACAAUUGGAGGAUAUCACUGCUCUUGUAAAAGUGGCUUUACCGAUGAGGAUGCUAACAACCCAGGGAAGUACUGCAAAGAUAUAAAUGAAUGUGAAAUGGGAAACAACACCUGCAGUCCUCAUGGGACUUGCCAAAAUAUGAUGGGCGAAUACUCUUGUUCUUGUAAAACUGGCUUCAUUGACAAAGACCCCACUAACCCUGGAAGAAAGUGUGAAGUAAUUAAGGAGUGUAUGUCUGGAGAAAACACCUGUUGUCCUGGGACAAGCUGCCAGAACGCCAGUGAAGGAAUCAACUGUUCUGAUCCAUUACCAGUGAAAGACUUAACUUUUUUAAACAUCACUAAAUCCUCUUUUCAUGCAACCUGGUCUGCUGAUCCCAAAGUUAGUUACAUAUUUGAGGUGACGUUAUUGAAGAACCAGAAGGAAAUCAAUGCAACUAUAACUGCUCUACAAGAAUGGCUUGCUACUGACCUGGAGCCAGGAACUCUCUAUACAUUAAGGGUUGUGGCCACACUGUGUGGACGGGCAAGCAAAGCCACAGAAUCAAGUAUAACAACAGAGGCCAUACUGUAAGUACCGAGCAGUCAUUGAAGCCCCCGCCACAAACCGACAACUAGGACGUGAUUAUUUUCCUGAGGACAA